AUGCAGCACCACCGCAAACCACAGCGCCAUCGCAAUAACAUACCACAGCAGCACACGACCCAUGGCACCAUCCUUCACGGCCCAUUCCUCCCACGGCAGCACUCGGAUCUCCACGGAUCGGACUCGGACUCGACUUGCCUUGCGCUCUUAGGAUCCUCGACUCUCGCCCGUUUCACCCGUUUCGAUCUCUCCAAGGCGCCCAUUCCCAUGCAACAUCCUCACCACCAGAUGCGCCAUUGA
Molecule: messenger RNA, 240 nt
Organism: Penicillium waksmanii
Lineage: Eukaryota; Fungi; Ascomycota; Eurotiomycetes; Eurotiales; Aspergillaceae
Exons: 1
Coding region: 1-240 (79 amino acids)
Source: RefSeq, a predicted model, not a curated record